CGGCCCUGGCUGCGCAAAGUUACAGCCAGUGGUCUACCGAAGAUCUACUGUCCCAGCGGUCACUUCUGCAUGCUGCCCGGCUCCAAGAGUCCCUGGGCUCUGAUGGAGUCAGAGAUCGCGGUCAUCCUGGGCGUGCAACCACCAAGUGCUUCUAAUUCCUCCUGCCUACCCUAUGAAAAGCGUCCAUCUGCCGGCCCUGCAAACCUUGCUCAGGGCGCUGGACAGAACAUUUCCCUGGAGACCUCCUCCUCGUCAAACUGCGAGCCUCAGCGCGCCAAGCGAGCAAGAUCGGGCGAGGAAGUACAGGAUCAUCCGAACAACAAACCGAACGUUAGUAGAAGUAAUUUGGAGUCAACACAAGCCCCAAAGGUAGUUGCUGUUGCUGCUGCUGCUACUGCUACUACCGCAACUGAGUCGGAAUCGCCCUCAUCACCGACGACAAAAUCCGUCUCCCUAUUUCCUAAUUUAGGUAAAGUGGAUGAACUGCCCUCCACGUUGUCGCAUUCAUCUGCUCAACAGACUGUCUGA
Molecule: messenger RNA, 528 nt
Organism: Dibothriocephalus latus
Lineage: Eukaryota; Metazoa; Platyhelminthes; Cestoda; Diphyllobothriidea; Diphyllobothriidae
Source: the annotation of a GenBank genome assembly